Messenger RNA from Brassica napus (rape), 1328 nucleotides. Its product is annotated as nicotianamine synthase 2. NCBI's taxonomy places the organism in Eukaryota, Viridiplantae, Streptophyta, Magnoliopsida, Brassicales, Brassicaceae. Gene Ontology annotation, biological process: nicotianamine biosynthetic process. The transcript has a single exon. Gene Ontology annotation, molecular function: nicotianamine synthase activity. The record is from RefSeq and is a predicted model, not a curated record. The coding region runs from base 156 to 1118 and encodes 320 amino acids.
AUCUAAUCAAUAAAUAAUUAACAAAAUUUAGCUGAGAACGGACUACAAAUGUGAAUAAAUAACGACUCCUUGCAAGAAUUAAGGCCACACCACCAGCUUUUCAAGUCUUCAAAGCAUUCCUUUACAAAACAUCUAUCUUUCUUCAUAGUAUCGACAUGGCUUGCGAAAACAACCUCGUUGUAAAGCAAAUUAUCGACUUAUACAGCCAAAUCUCAAACCUAGAGAGUUUAAAACCAUCCAAGAGUGUCGACACUUUGUUCGGACAACUCGUAUCCACGUGCUUACCAACGGACACAGACAUCGAUGUCACAAAAAUACACGAUGAUAAAGUCAAAGACAUGAGGUCUCAUCUCAUCAAGCUUUGUGGUGAAGCCGAAGGAUAUUUGGAGCAACACUUUUCCACAAUCAUAGGCUCUUUUGAAGACAACCCACUUAACCAUUUACACAUGUUUCCUUACUACAACAACUAUCUCAAACUAAGCGAACUCGAGUUCGAUCUCCUAUCUCAACACAUAAGUCAUGUCCCUACCAAAAUCGCUUUUAUCGGCUCGGGUCCGAUGCCACUUACAUCCAUCGUCUUGGCCAAGUUUCACCUUCCCAACACAACGAUCCACAACUUCGACAUCGACUCACAGGCUAACACACUCGCGUCAAGCCUCGUUUCUCGCGACCCUGACCUCUCUAAACGCAUGAUCUUUCACACGACUGAUGUGUUAAAUGCUAAGAAAGGGUUAGACCAGUACGAUGUCGUUUUCUUGGCUGCUCUUGUUGGAAUGGAUAAAGAGUCAAAAGUCAAAGCUAUUGAGCAUUUGGAGAAGCAUAUGGCUCCUGGAGCUGUGCUGAUGCUAAGGAGUGCUCAUGGACUUAGAGCUUUCUUGUAUCCAAUAGUUGACUCUUGUGAUCUUAAAGGGUUUGAAGUGUUGACCAUUUAUCAUCCGUCCGAUGAUGUGGUCAACUCGGUGGUGAUCGCACGUAAGCUCGGUGGCUCGAGUGAAGCUCGUAACAGCGAGAUUGGACGGUGUGUAGUUAUGUCCUGUAAUUGCUCGAAGAUCCACGGCAUUAUGAACAGUCGUGGUAUGAUGAAGAAUAUGAUCGAGGAGUUUAGUACCGUUGAGUAAACAAACACACGACUCUUUUCUUGAGGUAUGUGUUUAUGUUUUGCUCUUUUCAGUUUUGUGUUAAUGUGUUUGUGAUGUGUGUGGUAUGUUUGUAAGCACAAUAAGUUUUUGAAUUUUGUGAGUUAUUUGGUGUUCAUGAGUUUGAAGAACACCAAGCCCUUAUUGUAUGAGCUUUUAGUUAUUAAAAUCAAUAAAAAAUAAAUUUGAGAA